This is a messenger RNA of Prorocentrum cordatum, 342 nucleotides long. The record is from the annotation of a GenBank genome assembly. Lineage: Eukaryota; Dinophyceae; Prorocentrales; Prorocentraceae.
AUGCCCUCGCUGACGCACCUUUUGAAUUUCGGCGUAGUGCCAAGGAGAUGCGAGGCGCAGUUUGAGAGCCGCCGCGAGGCGCCCUGGCCGCAGCUGCGGGACGCGCCCAGAAGUGGCGCGGUCGACGGAGCGUUGGAUCUGGCAGACGCGGAGGCGCAGCUUAGUCUGUUUUCCCACACCUCUUUUCACAGCUCUGUGCUUCGGUAUCGUUUAACCAGUCCCCAUCCCCAUCCCCAUCCCCUUCGAGCCACGCCGCUGGGGAUGGGGGUCGGUCAAGCAGUGCUCCUGGCUUGCCUGGUGCUCGUCCGUGUCACGCCGUCGCUCCCGCCGCGCUUAGCGUAG